AUACUCAUAAUUCAAAAACAAAAUAAAUAUUUUUUAUUCAAUUAAAUACAAUCAAAGAAGAAGAAAAAGAUGAGAAGUUCUUCUCUUCUUGGUUGGUUCUUGAUCAUCUCCCUCUUGCUACUCUCUCAGUCCCUCAUAAUUUCAUGCGAACAUUCCAAGAUCACUCCUUUGGAGCGGAAACUAGUUGAACAUGAAGAGAAGAACGCAGAUGGGUCUCACGGUCAUCACCAUGACCAUCUUCGAGUUUUUGUGAGGAAAAGCAAGAAGAAGAAGAAGAAGAAGUCAUCGGCUACUAGAACUCUUCUCUCUAACCCAUUAACUUAUCUAUCUACUGUUGUAAGUUCCUUUGUUUUGAUCCUCGCCGCAUUCUAAUCUAUUUUCCAAGAUAUUAGGUGGGUUUUUCUCGUUUCUCGUCAAAUGGUUUGAAUUUGGAUGUUGAUUGAGUUUGUAUUUGCGGUUGUUUUGUUUUCUUUUUUUCCUCGGCAAAUAUUGAGUUUGUAACUCUCUAGCUAAAAUAUGAAAGUUGUUUGCUUUGGUUGUCUAUUAAUAAUGUGAUU
Molecule: messenger RNA, 557 nt
Organism: Eutrema salsugineum
Lineage: Eukaryota; Viridiplantae; Streptophyta; Magnoliopsida; Brassicales; Brassicaceae
Exons: 1
Coding region: 70-372 (100 amino acids)
Source: RefSeq, a predicted model, not a curated record